GCAGUCGGUGCAAGGGAGAGAUCGAGCGAGGGUAGAGGGAGACGGGACCAGUGUCAUGGAGGCAGGUCUGCCUGGUGGCUGUCCGUCGACCUGCUCCCUUGCUUUACCUGACAGCGUUCGCCAGUGUUUCGAAAGCCGCGUUCACCGAUGGGUCGACUCGCGAUCCACUCGUGAGCUCGUCAAGCUCGCCACGCUCGGAUCGUCGACCCCCUUUUUUUUUUUUUUCGAAAAGAUCAACGACGCCGGGACCCGUUCGUUCGUCGUCUAACUCCAAGUAGAGCCCGGUCGAAUCGACUUGGAAAACGGAAGCUGUGCGUGUCUGCCGCGGGAGAAGAACACGUUAGAGGGAAACGGAGUGGGUGAACACGGAGGAGCAUAUAGAGGGCAAUACAGAGAGGGAGAGGUAGUGGAGAAAGAGGGAGGAAAGUGACACGUUGCGAUACGAUCGAUCCAACGACCAAGUUAUACGUGCGUUUUAAACGAACACGCUCCGAAAACACGAUCGGCACAAUGUGCUCGUGACAAGAGCGUUUUUUGGAGACUCUCCUGUGACCGAUCGUGUUCCUCUUUUUCUUUUUUUUCUUUUUUUUUCCUACAAAUUAAGUCAGAAACAGCGGGUCUUUUCGUUGCUUGUUCGUCGGUUAGAGAAGUUUGAGAAUAUUAGAAAGAGUGGAGGAGAAGAAGGAGGAAGAGAGGAACGUAUAACAGAGACAGUGAAAGAUACAGGCCCGGAGGAGGAAACGGAUAAAACGUGGGCGUUGAGUGAUUGUUGUCGGUGCUAGUUUCCAUUGGGAGUCAUGAGAGAUACCAGCGAUAUGAUGGAGGACUCCUUGUCCGAGGAGACGAUGAUGGACUACGAGGGUGACGGAGGGGAGUUGGAAGAGCUCGUUGAUCUGGCAACCGACGUAGCGGAUUCAUCCCUGACAAUUCGAGAUGCCGCGGAGAGGUUGCUGACGUUACUGGGCGUGGACGAGGAUCUCGAGGACCUGGUGUCGUCCUCCGAGGACGAAGGUGUCGAACUGGACGAUCUCGACGAGGACGAGGAGGAAGACCAGCGCGAGAACGUCAGACUGUUGCAUCAGUUGGCCGCUUCUUUGGCUGAGGAAUUGAAGCAAUCUCAUCAGAAACAGACUUCGAACAGGCUCCUGGCCAGAGGUGAUCCCUUCGAUAGGGAUCGAAUGGAGCUGAUUGGGAUGAGUUACCUGGAACACAGUUGCCUUGAUGAGGUCGAAGACCCGAAAGGAAGCAGCUGUUAUCGAGACAGCGUGGCCGAUAAGUGUCAGAGACAAGAUUCGUCUCAUUCGUUUGGCAAACAACACGCGAUCUUCGAGCCUUAUCAAUAUUUGGAGGGCCGUUUGAGGAUGGACCAGGAAAGAGAUGAAGGCAACAGCGACGUCGAGCAGGUUCCAGCGUCCUGGAAUGCCGGCUGGGACGCCUGUGCUACGGAAGCCCUCAGAUAUCUCGUGGAGGACGAGGGACUGCCGCCUCAUCAUCCUACAGUCGUGGCGAUGAAGGAUCAUCUGGAACUCCAAAGGGAACGCGCCUUCGCUCGAUACACUACGGAAGCCCGUCUGGCUUUUACCGAUAGGAACGCUUCCAGUGAUGGAGGGCAAUCGCGAGCCGAACAGAAUGGAAAACGAGGGGGUAUUUCCUGUUCGGAAGCGAAGGUUGAAAGAUGAAUGUGGGGAUGGAUGAUCGGAGGUGGUCAGAUUCUUGUGGAAUUAAGGAAGUCUUUGGUAAUAGGUGUAGUUAUGGGUCCGGGGUGAAGGAAUUUAUAAGAGGAUUAAUAACUAUGUACAUUAUCGGUUGGGAAGUAUUAGGCCACUUACUGAGUGAAUUUGAAAAUUAAUUGGAAGAUUAUUAAACGUUGAGAUUGUUAACAAGUGAUUAGUAAAGCGAUUAGCCUUGAAGAUUGUUAUCUGGUUUGGAAGCUACGUAGACAUAUGAGAUAUUUUUCUAAUGUGCAAAAUUAUCUCAAGUUCGUUUUACAUAUAACUUUUUUCUUAAUAACGAGUUAAACAUGUCCUUAAAAUAUUACGAGUCUUUCUGUACUUUGUACGAAUAUUUCUUAUAAAUUCUCAAGUACAAAAUCAUGAUCAAUUAGUAAUUUCCUUGAUAAUUUGAAUCAGCUAUCGCAUUUUAUAUCGAACCAUAAAGUGUCCUAAUACAUUGAUCAACUCCAUAAAAUGAGAACUACGAAAAAGUAAUGAUGUUACAAUCGCUGUCAUUUAAGUCAUAUUAUUAUUAUAUCAUCAUAUAAUAAAUAACUAAUGGAAAUAAGUCGUUUAUUUUUCGAAACUCAAAUACUAAUCACGUAUCUGUGUGAUAAAAUUGAGAAAU
This is a messenger RNA of Bombus huntii, 2340 nucleotides long. RefSeq lists its product as uncharacterized. The transcript has 4 exons. The record is from RefSeq and is a predicted model, not a curated record. The coding region runs from base 798 to 1679 and encodes 293 amino acids. Lineage: Eukaryota; Metazoa; Arthropoda; Insecta; Hymenoptera; Apidae.